AUGGCGACCGCUCGGAUUUCGCCAACGGCGCAUCUUCUUCGGAAGUCACGUUUGUUUGCACUCCCACAGGCAUUGCAAACCCCACAAGACCCGGCAUCUUCGAAGGCUGUCUUCGAGUCGAACACCGCAACCCUCCCAUAUCCCAUCCGAGCCUCCAUUGUCACGCCGCCGAAAUCACUCGCCCGAGGCCAUUGGGGCCUGAAACGUCCACUUCCGGCUAAGGCAACUUCUGAGAAGUCUCAAAGACCAGUUGUUAGAAUCCAGGCCCUGGAUACCUACGAACAUGUCACCGAUUUCGAAUCCGCCGCCGAUCACACCAUGACCCUGGAGAAGUUCCAAGAGUUGCACAUGCCAAUGUCUCUUCCCUCCAAGGUCAAUUAUGCCACCAGCAUUGUCCCUCGUCACCAGAGUCCGUUCGAGAAACAUGUCGACAACACAGAGACUAGCCAGGGGCGCGAUGUACCCGGUUCCAAACAAUUUAGACACGCUGGACCUUGGUUGGUUGGACAGACAGAGGCUGAGUUCCAAGCCUACCUGAAGGAAGUACGGGCCCAGAAGCCCGUCUUGCUGCAGAAAUUGCGUGAGCGGUUGGAGGCCAAGCUCUUUGCGGAGGCUCGGAAACAAGCACAGGACAACGGAGGGGAUUUGGAAGAGCUUGAGCCCGUCAAGGUCACCGAUGAGGAGUUCCAAACACACAUCAAGUCUCUGCGUGAGGAUCCGUUUGCCCUCGGUCCGGCCGUCUUUGAAUUGCUUGACCUUCCGUCACCCCCGGCUGUGCCCAGCGACCGAAUUGGAGACAAGUACUACCAAUCCCCCGGAACCCAGCUGUCUGCCGCCGAAUACGCCGUGAGCGGUCCCCCCCAGACACACCCCUCUGCCGGUCUUUCAUACACCCGAUCUCACGCUUUCACAUACAACCAUCCGCUACAUGGCCCCCAGGCCUUCCAGCGUCCGGUCCAGGCCCGUAUCCUGCGUCCCAAGGGCCGAUUCAAGGGCCAGACAUCUAAGGCCAUCGCUGGUGUUGGUGGUAUUGCCGUGGAGGACUUGAACGCUAUGACUUUCGUUGAGCAAGGAACACCCUCUGGUUUGACUUCCUUCGACGCAACAAUCCCGGGAGGCGCUAAAUACUGGGUCACUCCGAUCCGAGCCUCCGUCGACUCCAAGGGUCGCAUCGGUCUGUCUUCCUACCGUGCAAGCACGACCGCUAAGGCACCAUACGGAAUGGAAGACCUCAAGAAGGAGACCGCCACCAGCAUUACAUCGGCUGCCCGCCGCGAUGCUCGCUUUGUCCCACGGUUGGACAGAGAUCUCAACCAGGCGCGUUUCAGACCUUCUCGGGAGUAUAAAACACGGCAGCCGAAGCAAGCCACUGAGGAUGUUGCCCGCAGUCUCAUGCAGAACUUGAACUCGAAGCAAUGA
Messenger RNA from Penicillium odoratum, 1419 nucleotides. RefSeq names its product mitochondrial 37S ribosomal protein bS1m. The coding region runs from base 1 to 1419 and encodes 472 amino acids. The transcript has a single exon. The record is from RefSeq and is a predicted model, not a curated record. NCBI's taxonomy places the organism in Eukaryota, Fungi, Ascomycota, Eurotiomycetes, Eurotiales, Aspergillaceae. Gene Ontology annotation, cellular component: mitochondrial small ribosomal subunit. Gene Ontology annotation, biological process: mitochondrial translational initiation. Gene Ontology annotation, molecular function: structural constituent of ribosome.